Molecule: messenger RNA, 2399 nt
Organism: Nicotiana tabacum (common tobacco)
Lineage: Eukaryota; Viridiplantae; Streptophyta; Magnoliopsida; Solanales; Solanaceae
Product: wall-associated receptor kinase 1-like
Biological process (GO): protein phosphorylation; cell surface receptor signaling pathway
Cellular component (GO): plasma membrane
Molecular function (GO): calcium ion binding; polysaccharide binding; protein serine/threonine kinase activity
Source: RefSeq, a predicted model, not a curated record
UCUAGUACUAGCUAGCUAGCCUGCAGGCCUGAAGUACUAAACAUGGCUUUCCUUUGCCUAAUUAUUCUUCUACCUUUGUUAGCUAUGUCAAUGGAGAGCACCACCAUCACCAACCACACUAAACCUGGCUGCCAACCGAAAUGCGGAAACAUGACUGUUCCUUUCCCAUUCGGGAUUGGUAUAGGUGCCGGUUGCUCCAUAAACCGUAAAUUCGCCAUCAGGUGCGAUACCUCAUUCGAUCCUCCAAUUGCAUAUCUCAACACUGGAGGUAUGGAGGUCCUUGACAUAUCAACUAGCCAAAUACGUGUCAGAAACACCUUCACAGGCAGCUGUUAUGAACAAAAUGGCGAACUAGCUGAACGGAAAACUAUGAGAAUCGACACAGGAGUGCCAUUUUUCACCUUAUCUGAUAAAGAUAACAGGUUGACACUCGUAGGCUGUGAUGAUUUGGCUUUAGCUUCUGGUCUUUCGUUGUAUGAAGGGCGUAAUUUUAGCAUUGGAUGUAUAACUUCGUGUUCAAGAAGUGUGGAUGUGAGCAAUGGGACUUGUUCUGGGAUUGGUUGCUGUCAAGCAGCCAUCCCUAAGGGACUGAUGACCUUUUGGGGGAUAGUGACUAGCAUGCUUAACCAUACUAAGGUCUGGUCUUUUAACCCUUGUGGCUAUGCUUUCCUUGGUGAGCACGAGAAGUUUACGUUUCGGGGUGCAUCAGACUUAACAGACCCGAAUUUUGUAAGCAGAAUAGUGAAAGAUGUACCUGUUGUGAUUGACUGGCAAAUUGGGAAUCAGAGUUGCAGUGAGGUUAGAAACUCCACUGCCUAUUCAUGUAAGGAACAUAGUCUGUGCAUUGAUUCUGAAAGCGGGCGUGGAGGUUAUCGCUGCAUUUGUGAGGAAGGAUAUGACGGUAAUCCUUACCUUACUCCUGGCUGCCAAGAUAUCGAUGAGUGCGCAAAGAAUCCUUGUGAUGGGAUUUGCAAAAACACUCCAGGAGGAUUUCAGUGUUCCUGUCCAAAAGGAUAUUUUGGAGACGGUCAGAAGGGACGUGGUUGCCAGAAGGAGCGUGAUCUCCCUAUCUUGAAGUUAUCUCUUGGUUUAGGUCUUGGAUUAUUGUCACUACUGGUUAGUGUCAGUUGGAUAUAUUUCGGUAUAAAAAGGAGAAAAAUUUUAAAAUUACGGGAGAAGUUCUUCGAGCAAAAUGGUGGUAUGCUAUUAAAGCAGCAGACAUCGUCGAAUUUAAAUAAGGUGUUUACCGUUGAAGAGCUUAAAAAAGCCACCAACAACUUUGCUAAAGAUCGCAUCCUUGGAGUAGGUGGAAAUGGCAUAGUUUACAAAGGGAUUCUACCAGAUCAACGCAUAGUUGCAAUCAAGAAGUCUAAACAGCUUGAGCAAAACCAAAUAGAAGAGUUUAUAAAUGAGGUGGUAAUACUCACUCAAAUUAACCACAGGAAUGUGGUGAAACUAUUGGGUUGUUGCUUAGAGACCGAAGUCCCUUUAUUGGUCUAUGAAUACAUAUCUCAUGGUACCCUUCACCACCAUAUACAUACCAAUGGAGGAAUGCCUUGGCUUUCUUGGCAAAAUCGGUUAAGAAUUGCUGUUGAAUCUGCCGAUGCCUUUAGUUAUCUCCACUAUGCAGCUUCUACACCUAUCCUACAUAGAGACAUCAAGUCAGCAAAUAUACUACUAGAUGACUACUACACAGCAAAGAUUGCUGAUUUUGGGGCUUCAAGGCUAAGACCUUUCGACCAGGCUGAUAUGAGUUCGCUCAUACCAGGAACAUUGGGUUAUCUAGACCCUGAAGGCAUACAAAUGGGAUUGUCAGACAAGAGUGACGUCUACAGUUUUGGUGUAGUUCUUGCUGAGUUAUUAACGGGAAGAGAAGCUAUUGAUCUCACUCUACCCAAUAAAGAAAAGAGCUUAGCUGCAUAUUUCAAAGCUUCUGUGAAGGAGAAUCACUUAUUUCAAAUUCUCCAUCACAGGGUCUUAAAAGAAGGCUCUUUGGAGCAGCUUACUGCCAUUGGUGAGCUUGUGGUUAGAUGUCUUAACACAAAUGGAGAAGAAAGACCUACUAUGAAAGAAGUGGCAACUCAAUUGGAAGGAUUCACUAAAUAUAAUAGUCGUUCUUGGGCUCAUCAUGAUCAAGAAAACAAUCAACUACAAAUGGGAGAAAUGAUCAGUGAACAGGAGGACCUUUAUAGUGUACUAAUGUACACUUCCACCAAUUAUGAUACAUCAUCAAGUGAUCAACAAAGCACUGAAAUUAGCGUGAAACGUGAAAAAGACCCCCUCUUUGAUGACUAAUUAUUGAAAUUCCAUAAAUUAGUGUAUUUGCAUGCUUAUUUGAUCAUUCAUUCAUGCAAAUUAAAAACCUAACAAUUUAAUAGGAUAUUUGUGUUUUUAUGUGA